This is a messenger RNA of Cimex lectularius (bed bug), 973 nucleotides long. RefSeq lists its product as uncharacterized. The transcript has 2 exons. NCBI's taxonomy places the organism in Eukaryota, Metazoa, Arthropoda, Insecta, Hemiptera, Cimicidae. Bases 472 to 918 code for a protein of 148 amino acids. The record is from RefSeq and is a predicted model, not a curated record.
CAAUUUAAAUCACAUGUUUUUUUUAUAUAAACACAAUUUCAAUUUAUUCUUAUUUAUUUCAAAUUAAGUUCCACUUUUUUUUCGAAAUUUAUUUUAGAUUGGCCACAUAUCUCUUUCACAUAAUCUUGAUCCGUCGGAAUUACCGAAAAUUGCAUUGACUAGUUGCGUUCAAAUCUUCUUCAGUGCAGAUGUAAAACUAGUCCAUGUAAUUGCCUAAAUUGAAGAGGAAGAGCAUUUUUCAAGAGGAUGUCGAUUUGAAAAUAGUGAUGUGCAAUGGUUGUCUUUAAAAAAUAAUGAAAUUAUGAAUUAAAAAUCUCUUCUGACAAAUAGUGUAAACUGGCCUAAUGAUUGAAUGCUCGCGGGAUUCGAGUUUUUCCAUUUCUAGAACAUAGCGUUUCAUUUCAUCUUAGAAACAUUUCAGUGAUAAAUUAGUAUUUUGAGUUUUUAGGAGUUUGUUUUCGCAAAUCUAAAAUGAAAAAAAUAGAGACGAACACGCUAACCCAAGGGUCAAUAUUGCGCAGCGACUUCACCAAGUUCUACGCUCCUUUUAUAGGGCAACUUAUCGAGCAAAUUUACAAAUCCGAGGGCUUGGGCAAACACAAAUUCGUGCUCGGGGCGAACACGAAGGCCCUGGCGGAAUGCAACUACUACUUGUUCUGGGAAGCGGUGAAGAACAGCGUUAAAAUACUCCGAGAGGAUCUGAAGAAGAAGGAAAUCACUGUCACAGUUGAAUCCUCGGUGAUCACAGACCUGGAAAACGUUUAUCUCAUCAUCAUCUUUUCUCCACCGGCAACAUGUGAAACGACUUCCAUGAAAUCCACCUUGUCGAAGAAGAGCGUGAAAAAAAGGCCCACCAAGACAUCGUCCAUCACCAAUAAAACGAAAAUCGAAAAAUCACAACAGACAAAAGUUAAAUAAUUCUCGCGUGCUUGUAAAUUAUGUUUGUUGGUCGUAUGAAUAAUUAAAAAAAUAC